AAUCGAAUUGCAACACGACAGGGUUAGCGCGUGGCGUAUCUUGAUUGACUUUCUUCGGUGAAUUCUUUGCCCUAGGAGCCUCUCUCUCUCAAAUCGGCCGUGAGCCACCGCCUCCGACGCCGGCAAACUACUUCGCAUCUCUCUAUCUGUUGAUACCGCUUCGAUAACACCACUUUUCCUUUCAUUCCCAGGUAAAAAUGGAACCUAUGGACAUUGUUGGCCGAACGAAAGAGGAUGCUUCGCUUCCUAAAGCGACGAUGACAAAAAUCAUCAAGGAGAUGUUACCUCCAGAUGUUCGUGUUGCUAGAGAUGCUCAGGAUCUUUUAAUUGAGUGCUGCGUAGAGUUCAUCAACCUUAUUUCAUCUGAAUCCAAUGAUGUCUGUAACAGAGAGGAUAAAAGAACAAUUGCACCAGAACAUGUGCUGAAGGCCUUAGAGGUUCUUGGAUUCGCAGAGUAUAGAGAAGAAGUUUGUGCUGCAUAUGAGCAACACAAGGUUGAGACCAUAGACACCGUGAGAAGUGGGAAAUGGAGCAGCGGAGCUGAAAUGACUGAAGAAGAAGCAUUGGCAGAGCAGCAGCGCAUGUUUGCUGAGGCACGUGCUAGGAUGAACGGAGGUGCCCCAGCUCCCAGGCAGUCGGAUCCCGACACCCAAGCAAAUGCUAACAGCUAACUCAAUUAGUUUCUCCGAUCACUUAGUAGGCUAGGACACUCUUCUCUCAGGACUCCGUCUUUCUUCUCGUAUUGUGUACAAAAUGCUUAUGGGAGUAAUGUUGUGUCUCAAUUUCAGUUAGUACUCAGUCUACUGUAUCUAUACACAGAUUUAUCUGUAAUUAAAAUUGUUUCUCAA
This is a messenger RNA of Salvia hispanica, 848 nucleotides long. RefSeq names its product protein Dr1 homolog. The record is from RefSeq and is a predicted model, not a curated record. Gene Ontology annotation, molecular function: protein heterodimerization activity. Lineage: Eukaryota; Viridiplantae; Streptophyta; Magnoliopsida; Lamiales; Lamiaceae.